CCGAUGAGAAGAAGAGGCGUAACAUUGUACCGGAUGUGAGCAUUUGGUGUUUUUAAAAAUUCGGCGGUAGCUUGCAUGUCCCUUUCUAGUUAGAUGACUCAUUAUUAGGCCUUUACGAACACUUUAAACGAAAGCGUCAGGAAAGUGGACACCCUUCAGGCCAGCUAAUGUAAACACGGCUGUUAAAAUCACCCUCCAUGAAAGCUUUUCUCCAUCUUUUGCCAUUGAUAUCAUAAACAAAAUCCAACUCUCUCAAACUUUAUGAUAAUAAUAAUCAUAAAAGAAUAGCACUCAUACACCAUAAAUUAUUUUCUACAUUAUUCCUGCAACUGGCUGCGACAGGACUAUCAUGCUGCAGCAUCAGCAGUGUGAAGAGCGGCUAGGACCUUUGGGAAAACUUUCUCCUGGGGAGAAUAAGCUUGAGGGGAAGACGUUUUAUCUGGACAAUGUAAAGAAACGUCCUACAGCCCUGCUUUUGGAAGCCAUCGCUCUUCUUGGAGGGGGGGUCGAGAGCUUCCUCCACAGGGAUGUGAGCUUUGUGGUUACGGGAAGUCAGGAGAGACUGGAAGAGAAAAGGCUUGCAGGAAACAAGAGGAGCGAAGAGCCUCGGCGGCCUGUGAAGCAGCAAGAAACUGUUCUUGACAGCUGCAAACCGCGAGCAGGAACUUCUCGGCCAGUGGCAUGCGGCAGCCGAGGAAAAGCGUUACUUGAAAAAGCCAUUCGCAAUAAUGAGCGGCUGCAGGCGAACAAUGUGUUGGCUAAUGCCCGUUCAUGGGGAGUUAGCAUUGUUCAUGUAGAUGAUGUUCUUUGUUACUUGAAGAAACUGAACAGUGAACGUGUCAUUGGGAAACACAGCAGAGCUGAGAGGACAUCCACCAAGCAGCCUUCGUGCCGUGUUGUCAAAGCUGUCCCUCUGAGAUCUCCUUUCCUCAAAAUUGAAGACCGUAGCAGGAAGUACAAACCUUUGCACAUGCAGUCAAUGACCUUCCCUUCGCUUUAUUACUCGGGUCAAUUCAGUCCUUUCGAGUCGCCACCUCCUCCUCGCUUUGAGAAGACUGCGCAAGGAGAAAAAAAAUCAAGACCAAACAGCAAAGUCAAAAGCUGCAGUAAGGAGAAAUCUCCAAACCAGUCUCCUUGGCAGCCACGCAAAAAAGCCAUCUCUUUCUGUGAAUGUUGCCUUCAGCCCGUCACUAACCUGGAUGAGCACUUACAAUCUGAACAGCAUCGCGCCUUUGUGCUGGAAAGCUCCAAUUUUAGUGCCUUGGACUGUCUUGUGGUUCAAAUGGUUCCCAUAUUUGACCUCAAUCCCUCUGAACAAUCCGAAGAAGCCCUGAAUAGACCACGAGCUAUUCUGCCCAACCCGUACAACUGUGAACUGGAGCCUCUGACUGAUGCAGAAACGGGACAUGAAGUUCAAGCCUUAAAAGAACAGCCCUUCUCCUGUCUACCUGCUCAGGAUGUUCCUCCUCAGACUAAAAAAUCAUCAGAGGAACCGAUUCCCAUCCCAAAUCCAGUCGUGAUAUCAUCUGACAUCAAGUGUCCUGAACCGGACAGCGUCGCCCACCAGUCAACUACGCCGAUGCCAAUAUUGGACUUGGCGCCGGAAGUUCAUUUUCCGGCCAGCCUCCAGACUCGUCUUAAUACACAAGAUCUCUCAUUUGACCCGUACUCCCUGCCUCCAGUCCUCAGUCCGCAAGUCUUCACUCCCGAUGACAUGGAGUACUGUUGUCUAUACUCAGAACCUCCUGUCCUCAGUCCUCAGAACUACUCCAAUGAGGACCAAGAAUGCGAAAUGGAGAUAAUGGCAAGUGUCUCUGAAUCUAUUCCCAUCUCCAUUUUCACAUUUCCUUCUGUAGCAGUGCUCAAUACUGAAGAACUAAAGGGCUCCCAACCAGAGGUAGUUUUAAAAGAGCCCGUGUGUCUUUUGGAGCAGUCUCGCCCGGCAACUCCCAACCUCAAAAAACGCCGUCGGUUUUCCAGCUGCGAGCACAACUGCAAGAAAAGGACAAAGAUAGAGGAUCUCACACAAUCAGAAAGUCACAUUAUUACAAUGGAUGAGGCAUUUUGUAUUUCGGAGAGUGCAACUGUUCAAAAAGUGCAGUUGAAAGGAAAUGACUCUCUAACAGACAGAAUUUACCUUCCUGAAGGAGACAGUCUACAUUCUCCCUUCAAUAUAUCGGGUGUUGGAACAAGAUGGUUGCCCGCUUCACAGAUUUCUUCACAUCAACCCGGGCAAGACUCACAACAAACCACACCGGUGUGCAUCGAUCCAGCUCUGAUCCCGGACGUAGCCCGGCUUGAUCCAUCCUCAUCCGACUGGGACUGCGAGCUGAUGUCUGGCCUGGGCUACGCACGUAACGGAUCGCCGUCAGGCCGGUGUGAACCUGCGGCGGACAAUCUGGAUCAAGACUUCAUCCACAGACCGUGCACGUGGAUGGGUGACACCAGCUACGAGUCGCGGCUGCACACCGCCCUGCAGCUGCCCACCCCCGCUGUGGAGCCCUCAAAUUUUUCCAGAACUGUGGUGCAGAUCGUUGAGGUUCUUCACUGACUGUCUUUGUGAGGAUUUUGGCAAACACUGUUCUUUCAAAAUGUAUUUAACCCACAUAUUAGUGAGUUAUCUUCAAAAUUUCAGAGUUAAUGCCCGACAGUGUUACUUAAAACCUUAUGAAUUUUAUUAUUUUUAUUAACUUAAUUUGUUUAGUUAUAUGAUUUUGGUACUUAUGAAUUUUGUCUUAUUCUGGAGUCUUGAUACAUGCAGGAAGCAAUUUUUCAUUACAACAGUUUCAACAUUUUAGUCAUUUGGAAUAUUUUCAAUAUUUUUCCCAACUGAACUUGCUGCAAUAAUUCCAAAUUGCUGUAAUGAUCUGUUUCUAGAGGGUACAACUGUACAUUUAAUGUUUUGAAAGUGAGUACAUGACUUUUUUUUUUUUAUCUGCAAAACUGCUGCCAGUGUUAUCAUGCUGAUAAGUCUUUCAGCAGCUGUCUGGGACUUGCACUGGGACUUUAAUUAGGUGUUUUCCGAAAGGGGCAUUAUUCAAUUACUUUGAGUGCUUUGGAGCAGAUCCCAGUUGAGUUCGUGUUCUGUUCAGCCAAGCGUUUGGAAAAGGAGAACUCGCACUCGUUUUCAAUGGUCUCCAGUGCGCUCGUUGGAAGUGGAUCUAAAUGUUAUGAACUGUUAAGUGUAAAAUUGUUUUAAAUAAAUGUUUUUAAAACAA
Corythoichthys intestinalis (scribbled pipefish) is the source of this 3218-nucleotide messenger RNA. It is a transcript of the gene dbf4b, whose product is annotated as DBF4B-CDC7 kinase regulatory subunit. Gene Ontology annotation, biological process: regulation of cell cycle phase transition; positive regulation of nuclear cell cycle DNA replication. Gene Ontology annotation, cellular component: Dbf4-dependent protein kinase complex. Gene Ontology annotation, molecular function: protein serine/threonine kinase activator activity; zinc ion binding; nucleic acid binding. The transcript has 12 exons. NCBI's taxonomy places the organism in Eukaryota, Metazoa, Chordata, Actinopteri, Syngnathiformes, Syngnathidae. The record is from RefSeq and is a predicted model, not a curated record. The coding region runs from base 350 to 2551 and encodes 733 amino acids.